UGGGUGGAGGAUGAUGGGCCCCGAGAUGGGCGUCAAGUUCUCCGAGCUCGGCCCCCUCAAAGUUACAUGGAGGGUUCGUCCAGCAGGAGGCGGAGGAACAAAUCCAGUUGGCGGCUCCUCAGCAGCAGCAGCAGCAGCAGCAGCAGUAGCAGCAGACAUGGAUUCCCUCGGCAGGUCUUGGCUGCUGCUCACCGGCUUCGUCCUCUUCUACGUCACCUACCUACUCUUCGGAGCUCUGGUCUUCUCCAGCAUCGAGCGGCCGGCCGAGGAGGAGCUGCGCCGCGACGUGGACGCCCUCAAGCAGCGCUUCCUCAACCAGAGCUGCGUCUCCGCCGCCGCCCUGGAGCUCUUCGUGGGCCAGGUGCUGGCCGCCAACAGGUACGGCGUCACGGUGCACAGGAACGCCUCUGGCCCGUCCAACUGGGACCUGACCUCGGCCAUGUUCUUCGCCAACACGCUGGUCACCACCGUGGGUUACGGUCAAACCGUUCCGCUGUCCGACACGGGUAAGAUUUUUUCCAUCGUCUACGCUCUGAUCGGCGUGCCGUUCACCAUGCUGGUGCUGACGGCCUGCGUCCAGAGGCUGAUGUACCCGCUGGUCCUCGCCCCCCUCGGCCUGCUGCAGCGCUUGGGCCUGCAGCCUCGGCCGGCCACCGCCGUCCACUUUGUGCUGCUGCUGGUGCUGGUAGUGUUGUGCUGCUUUGUGGCGCCGGCGGCCGUCUUCAGCGUGGUGGAAGGCAAGUGGUCCUUCCUGGACGGCUUCUACUUCUGCUUCGUCUCGCUGUGCACCAUCGGGCUGGGCGACUUUGUCCCCGCCAUGCAGCCUGAGCAGAACCUCAAGGAGGUGUACCAGAUCACUGUCAUGGUGUACCUCUUCCUGGGCUUAAUGAUGAUGUACCUGCUGCUGCGCACCUUUCACAAGAUGGCCGACCUGCAUGGCCUGACCACCUUCCUGCAGCUGCCGCGCUGCGAGGAGUCCGACCUGGACGAGGACCGCGAGCCCAUCAUGGAGAACGGACACGGCGACCAGAAGCGCUCGCAGCACACGCAGCAGGCCGCCAGCGAGCAUCUGGAGCCCUCCUUGCAGCCGUCCUACAACUCCAUCAGCACCAGAUGAAGUGUGGCGAGGAGAGAGAAGCUCUACCUCGGACUAUGGAUGCCUCCUAAGCAAGACUACACCUCUGAAUAUGGACUCUUCUCUGGACUUUUCUGUCAACGCUUCAUGAAGGUGAGAACUUUACACACGUUGACUCCACAACCUCAGGACAACCUCGCACCAAAAUGUCUCAUGACUUUUGUCUUUCAUAUAUUUGCCUGUCAAAAUACUUUAUUUUUGUUGCACUUGUUGGGUCCUAUCUUCACUAAGAUUUCCCACAGCUGCAGUGAAAUGACAAAGCUGCCAUGAGAAUGCGGUGCUGCCCCCUGGUGUCUGCUUGUCUGUACUGCUCCUUUUGAUUUAGAAGUGUGAAUCGGGAGACGAUUCAAAUGCUGAAGUAUUUAAUGAUGUGGAUUUAGGGCCAAGUGGCUCAGAAGUGUGCAAUUAACACUUGAAGCACUUUAAUGUUCACAUCUUUUAACAAGAGAUUGUAACCUGAUGUUGUAAUAUAACCCCCUUGUUCUUUUCAAUAUUGUAGAUGUCAUAAAUAAAAAUGUUUGCUCACCGAAUAAGAUGAAAUUAUUCACUUCAUUGAGGCACAAACAACUUGAAAUUGUCAUUUUAAUAAAAAAU
Molecule: messenger RNA, 1729 nt
Organism: Dunckerocampus dactyliophorus (ringed pipefish)
Lineage: Eukaryota; Metazoa; Chordata; Actinopteri; Syngnathiformes; Syngnathidae
Gene: kcnk6
Product: potassium channel, subfamily K, member 6
Exons: 3
Coding region: 11-1117 (368 amino acids)
Biological process (GO): stabilization of membrane potential; potassium ion transmembrane transport
Cellular component (GO): membrane
Molecular function (GO): potassium ion leak channel activity
Source: RefSeq, a predicted model, not a curated record